Trichomycterus rosablanca is the source of this 3460-nucleotide messenger RNA. It is a transcript of the gene sorcs3a, whose product is annotated as sortilin related VPS10 domain containing receptor 3a. The transcript is spliced from 27 exons. NCBI's taxonomy places the organism in Eukaryota, Metazoa, Chordata, Actinopteri, Siluriformes, Trichomycteridae. Gene Ontology annotation, cellular component: membrane. The record is from RefSeq and is a predicted model, not a curated record. Bases 1 to 3402 code for a protein of 1133 amino acids. Gene Ontology annotation, molecular function: protein binding.
AUGGAUGGAGUUGAGUUAACUGGGAAAGCUGGGGAGUUCGGGAGCGGCGCGCAAAACUCCAAAGCGGAGUCGGAGAGCGCGGGGUUUGAGAAAGUGCGCAAAAAAGAAACAGACGCGCCUUUUACAAGGAGAAAAAGAAGCGCAUCGGGUCGUGGAGAAUUUGGCUUAAAUGCAAGGAGUUCGGAUUCCCCUGAGUCCUCAGAAUCCCUGCUGCUGGACGGGCAGAAACUAAGGCGCAACCGCGAGGAUGCAAAAGUGCCCAAUUCCAGAUCAGAAGAGCCGAGAGCGAGCAGCAGCACUUUCGCCUUGGCUGGAGACUACGCGCAUAACCAUGCGUCUGUUUACUGGACCGGUCAGAACAGCAGCGUGAUUUUGAUUUUGACCAAGCUGUAUGACUUCCACUUGGGCAGUGUGACAGAGAGUUCCCUAUGGAGAUCAACAGAUUAUGGCACCACCUAUGAAAGACUGAAUGACAAAGUUGGAGUGAAGACUGUACUGAGUUACCUGUACGUCUGUCCCACCAAUCCAAGAAAAGUGAUGGUCUUGACGGACCCAGAAUUUGAAAGCAGUGUCCUCAUCAGCUCGGAUGAAGGUGCCAACUACCAGAAAUACCGUCUCAGUUUCUUUGUCUUGAGUCUGCUUUUCCACCCUUCCCAGGAGGACUGGGCUCUGGCCUACAGCCACGACCAAAAGCUCUACAGCUCAUUUGAUUUUGGACGAAAAUGGCAGCUUGUUCACGAGAGAGUGACCCCCAACCGUUUUUACUGGUCUGUAAGUGGCUUGGAUAAAGAGAACGAUCUGGUUCACAUGGAGGCGUACAAUCCUGAUGGACAAUGUCGGUACAUGACAUGUAGAGCUCAGGCUUGUUUUGAAUCCAGCAGGACAUAUCCGUUCCCCGGCUACAUCGAGCCCAACUCGCUGGUGGUUCAGGAUAGCUACAUAGUCAUUCAGGUCACCCUGGCUGGGAGAGCAUCUUACUAUGUGUCUUACCUGAGGGAAACUUUUAUGCGCAUCAAGCUACCUAAAUAUUCCCUGCCAAAAGACAUGCACAUUCUGAGCACAGAUCAGGGUCAGGUUUUUGCUGCCGUCCAAGAAUGGAACCAGAACGACACCUACAACUUGUACAUUUCCGAUCCACGCGGCAUUUACUUUACGCUGGCUCUGGAAAAUGUCAAAACCACCCGAGGACUUGGGGGCAACAGUAUGAUUGACCUGUAUGAGGUUGCAGGAAUCAAAGGCAUGCUGAUCGCGAAUAGAAAAGUGGAGAAUCAGGUGAAGACCUACAUCACGUACAACAAGGGCAGAGACUGGAGGCUGCUGCAAGCGCCUGCUACGGACCUUGAAGGAAAUGAGAUUUACUGCGUGCUGCCAUUUUGCUCGCUGCACCUACAACUCCAAAUGUCAGAAAACCCCUACGUUUCUGGGAACAUAAUGACUAAAAAGACUGUGCCAGGAGUGAUCGUUGCUACAGGCAAUAUUGGCUCAGAACUCUCCUACAAUAAUGUAGGCAUGUUUAUAUCAUCAGAUGCUGGAAACACGUGGAGACAGAUAUUUGAUGAGGAGCACAACAUUUGGUUCCUGGAUAGAGGAGGAACUCUACUUGCAGUUAAGCAGCCUACAGUUCCCACAAGACAUGUAUGGAUUAGCAUCGAUGAGGGGAGACAGUGGACACAUCAUAGUUUUUCAGCCACACCCUUGUUUGUGGACGGUGUUCUGGCUGAAUCAGGCAUGGAGAAACAGAUACUGACAUUUUUUGGACACUUCAGUGAUCGGUCUGAGUGGCAGUUGAUCAAAAUCGACUACAAGUCUCUGUUUACCAAACGCUGCACAGAAGGAGACUACCAAACAUGGCACUUGCAUAAUCAGGGUGAGCCAUGUGUAAUGGGCCAGAAGCAGAUCUUCCUCAAGCGCCGCCCAGGCAACUACUGCAUGAUCGGAAAGGAUUUUUCUAGGAUCUUGUCUUCUGAGCCCUGUAUCUGCAGAGCUCAUGACUUUGAGUGUGAUUACGGCUUUGAGCGAAGAGCAGAUGGGAACUGUUUGACUGCAUUCUGGUUCAACCCAGUCACUGUGUCUCGGGGCUGCAGUCAUGGCCAGAACUACCUCAACAGCACAGGGUAUCGCAAAGUAGCAGCAAAUAACUGCACCAAGGGCGUGAAGGAAUUGUACACUGCCAGAAAGCAGCAGUGUCCCAAUCGUCCCCCACGAGGACUGCACCUGACAACCCGGGAUAACACACUUACAGCCAAGCUGGGCACCAAUGUCACCUUUCUGGUACAGCUGGAAGAGGGGGAUUCGCUGAGGACAAAUAUCCAGUUGGACUUUGGGGAUGGAAUAGCAGUGUCCUACUCGAACCUUAGCUGGACAGAGGAAGGGAUCAGAUACGUGUAUCGCAGCACUGGAAUCUUCCGGGUCACUGCGGUAGCUGAGAACAGUCUAGGAUCUGAUACCAACGUGCUGUACCUACACAUCAUAUCUUCAGUCGAGCAGGUUCAGUUGCUGUCUCCGUUCGUCGUCAUUAAGAACAAGGAGGUGAACUUGACUGCAGUGGUCUGGCCUUCACACUCUCGAACUCUCACCUACUUCUGGUGGCUGGGGAACAACACAGAGCCGAUAAUAACUUUAGAAGGCAGUAUAUCAUACACGUUCUCAGUGGAGGGGAUACACACGGUUACGGUGCAGGUGUCAUCCUCAAACUCCGUCCUUCAGGACACCAAGUCCAUUGUUGUGCAAGAAUUCUUCAAAUCCCUGCUUUUAUCUUUUUCCCCGAAUCUUGAUGAGGCCAACCCUGACAUUCCGGAGUGGAGGCAGGAUGUAAGCAGGAUAAUUAAAAAGGCUGUGCUGCAAGUUGCUGAUAUUCCUGCUGAGCAACUCCUUGUGGCAGUAUUUCCAGGAAUUCCUACAGCUGCUGAACUCUUCUUACUUCCCAGCAAAAACCAGACAGACAGCAGAAAAGGAAAUGAGGAGGAUUUGGGCCAGAUCUCCGAAAUCCUGGUUAGUGCAAUGAACCAGAAUUUGGUCGAAUUUGAGCUGAAACCUGGAUCUGGAGUCGUCGUGUACAUCACACAGUUAACUUUAGCUCCACUGGUGGACUCCAUUCCCAGACACAGCAGUUCUGCUAUGCUGAUGCUUCUCUCAGUGGUGUUCCUGGGCUUAGCUGUCUUUCUUAUCUACAAAUUCAAAAGAAAAAUUCCCUGGAUUAAUAUAUAUGCUGAGGUGAACCAUGAGAAAGAGCAGGAGAUGAUCGGCACAGUGGAACAGAAUGACACCACACCCAAAAUUAAGCUCAGUGAAUUUUCCAGCCCCAAGGAGCUGAUGGACAAGGACUUGGAAGUUCGUGUUAAACGUGGAAUGAUCAAUACCUGUGAAAGCACAAGAGAGAUCCCCAACUGUACAAGUGUCUAAACGAGCCGACAAAAACCCACCGUAUGGAAGUGCAAUGUAAUGAAGUGUACAGUGUUGC